This is a messenger RNA of Arachis duranensis, 432 nucleotides long. RefSeq lists its product as uncharacterized. NCBI's taxonomy places the organism in Eukaryota, Viridiplantae, Streptophyta, Magnoliopsida, Fabales, Fabaceae. The record is from RefSeq and is a predicted model, not a curated record. The transcript has a single exon. The coding region runs from base 1 to 432 and encodes 143 amino acids.
AUGGAUUUCUACGACGAAACGACCGAUCCGAGACACCAUUUCAGCAACUUCAAAAGUCGGAUGUACCUAGCCGACACUUCUGAUGCUACCCGAUGUAAAGCAUUCCCGAUGAUCUUGACCAAAUUGGCAAUGAAGUGGUUCGAUAACUUACCACUUAGGUCGGUGACUUGCUUUGACGACCUGGCAAGAAAGUUUCUUACCAGAUUUUCAAUUCAAAAGGACAAGGUAAAGCAUGCCCUGAGCUUGCAGGGAAUCAAGCAAGUGGUUAGGGAGACACUUCGAAAUUACAUGGAGAGAUUCAAUAAGGCAUGUUUGGAAAUACAAAACCUACCCACUGAGACAGUGAUAAUGGGAUUAGUUAACGGCCUUAAAGAAGGGUCGUUUUCUCAAUCUGUAUCCAAGCGACACCCAUCUUCCUUGUAUGAAGCAUAA